Clunio marinus is the source of this 1740-nucleotide messenger RNA. The record is from the annotation of a GenBank genome assembly. NCBI's taxonomy places the organism in Eukaryota, Metazoa, Arthropoda, Insecta, Diptera, Chironomidae.
CGGUGAAAGCUCAAAUUAAAGCGACGCGAGUUUCGGGUGGAAAUAAAAUGCGAAUUUUGCAUAUUUUGGUUGUUGCUUUGGUGGUUUUAGUUAUAAACUAUUCACAAGGAUUAGAAAAUAUUUCUGAUGAUUCUGUGACUGUUGAAGACGACACUGAUGAAACUUUAUCUCGUAAAGGAAGACAAUUAAUUUAUUCUUCACCAAAUACUUUUGUUCGUGCGAGUUGGGCUGGUGGAGAAGGCUACACUUGUAUUACGUCAAGAGGGAUUCUUGGAUCAUGUCAAUCGUUUCGCAAAUGUUAUCCAUUCUUUAAACACCCUCCAGCUAACGCUAGAUAUCCGGUAUUGAAUGCUUGGGAUACUUGGGUGUUGGGUAAUCAAGAUACUUGUUCAUAUUACACCGAUGAUGGAAGAGAAGCUCAUGGAGUUUGCUGCACCAAUCCAAUAUUACCUUCAAUUCCAUCAGUUCAAGGUGAAGAUAAUGAACAGAAUAAAGUCGAAGUGCCGGUGAUUCAAAGUAAUCAGAAUUUCGGCAGUUGGCCGCCACCAAUUCCUACACAUCCACCAAAUCACACACCGGCAACUCAUCCACCCGGAAUCUUUGGAAUUCAAUCUGUUACAACAUCGAAACCAUCGACAACUACGAGAAGAUUCACAACAACUUGGGCGACAAAACCACCGAAUAUUUGGCAACAACCACAACAACCAAUUUUCGCUGUUCCUGGCCAAUCGACCACUAAACGACCAUCAUUAAUCGUCACAACUGAUUCAGUAUUGAAUAAUGAAGUUGAUUUUGGUGUAAGUGAAAGUUGUGGAGCCAAGAAUGGAUUUCAAGAUCAAGAACGAAUCGUUGGUGGUCAAAAUGCUGAUCCGAAUGAAUGGCCAUGGGUUGCAGUUUUAUUUAAUGGCGGCAGACAAUUUUGCGGUGGAAGUUUAAUUGACGAUAUACAUAUUUUGUCUGCAGCGCAUUGCGUCGCACAUAUGAGUUCGUGGGAUGUUGCAAGACUAACAGUUCGUCUUGGUGAUCACAACAUUAGGAUAAGCACUGAAGUAAAACAUAUCGAACGAAAAGUUAAAAGAGUUGUUCGUCAUAAAGGAUUUGAUUCUCGUACACUUUACAAUGACAUUGCAAUUCUUACACUUGAUCAAAGAGUUCCGUUUUCAAAAAGUGUCAAACCAGUUUGCCUUCCGCUAUCAGGUUCGCGACAAUUUCAUGGUUUAUCUGGUACUGUUGUUGGAUGGGGAAGUUUGAGAGAGAAUGGACCACAACCGUCAGUUUUACAAGAAGUGAAUCUUCCGAUAUGGACGAAUGCCGAAUGUAAAGCAAAAUAUGGACCGGCAGCACCUGGCGGAAUUAUUGAAUCAAUGAUUUGUGCAGGUCAAGCACGUAAAGAUAGUUGUUCUGGUGAUUCAGGAGGUCCAUUGGUUAUCAACGAUGGAAAAUGGACACAAGUUGGUGUUGUUUCCUGGGGAAUUGGUUGUGGGAAGGGACAAUAUCCUGGAGUCUACACUCGAGUGACCUCAUUUCUUCCAUGGAUUGCAAAGAACACGAAAAGAGCUUAAAAUAAGAAAUUUUCGUUAAUUUUUCUUUAGAUAAUAAGCUUUAAUAAAAUAUUAAGUGCAAAAUUAUUCUUAAUUACUGUACAAUCAUUAAAUUGAUAUCUACAAAUAUUUUAAAUAUAUUUUAAUUUGCGCAACAAUAAAAAUUCCACUUAAUUUCCAUUUAUGUUGAUUACCGAUU